This is a messenger RNA of Clarias gariepinus (North African catfish), 1438 nucleotides long. RefSeq names its product gap junction protein beta 1b (gene gjb1b). The record is from RefSeq and is a predicted model, not a curated record. Gene Ontology annotation, biological process: cell communication. The coding region runs from base 309 to 1136 and encodes 275 amino acids. The transcript has 3 exons. Gene Ontology annotation, cellular component: connexin complex. Lineage: Eukaryota; Metazoa; Chordata; Actinopteri; Siluriformes; Clariidae.
CAUCGGCUAGUGUUGAGGAAAACAUUUGCAUUUCUAAAUGGCAUGGUGUUCUUUACUGAGCCAUUUAGUGCAGUUUUUCAACCCUUUUCUGGACAUAUUUGUGUACCACCACUGCUGAAGGUGACAGCAUGUGGCAAUAGAGCAUCGCCCAUGCUCUUUUAUUCAGCUCCAGGGCACACACAAAUUGCACAAAGUGUCCAAAUGCCCAAAGUGUCCAAAUGUCAAGACUGUACCUGAUGGUCGAUAUUUUUGGACCUGGAAAGGCUUAUGCUGCUUACACCACGGGCUGACCUGACCUGGAAUCAAAAAUGAAUUGGGCGUCUUUUUACGCCGUAAUCAGCGGUGUAAAUAGGCAUUCAACAGGCAUUGGCCGGAUCUGGCUCUCUGUCAUCUUCAUCUUUCGCAUUAUGGUUUUAGUAGUGGCUGCCGAGAGUGUGUGGGGCGAUGAGAAGUCUGGCUUCACCUGCAACACCCAGCAGCCUGGUUGCAACAGUGUGUGUUAUGACCAGUUCUUCCCAAUUUCUCAUAUCCGUCUCUGGGCCCUGCAACUGAUUCUCGUCUCAACACCAGCACUGCUGGUAGCUAUGCAUGUUGCUCACCGCAGACACGUCGACAAAAAGAUCCUUAAAUUAUCAGGACGAGGUGGCACAAAGGACUUUGAACAAUUAAAGAAUCAGAAAUUCAAGAUUACUGGGGCACUUUGGUGGACAUAUAUGAUAAGCAUAAUUUUUCGCAUAAUUUUAGAAGUGACCUUCUUGUACAUAUUUUAUUUAAUUUACCCUGAUUUUAAAAUGGUGCGUCUUGUUAAGUGUGAUUCUUAUCCAUGCCCUAACACGGUGGACUGCUUCGUUUCUCGUCCAACAGAGAAGACCAUCUUUACUGUCUUCAUGCUGGUGGUGUCUGGUGUUUGUGUUUUGCUAAACAUUGCUGAGGUGCUGUAUUUGGUAGGUAGAGCAUGUGCCCGUUACAUGCAGAAACCGGAAGGGGAUCCACAAGGACCUUGGCUUACUCAAAUGCUGUCUCCCUACAAGCAAAAUGAAAUCAAUCAGCUCAUAUCAGAGCAUUCCUUUAAGCCCAGAUUGAAUUUGUCGAGAAAGAGCCCUACUGACAAGGGGGAGAGAUGUUCUGCAUUUUAGCUGCUACCACCUGGGAGGAUUUACUAAUCAUUGGUAAUUAACUUGGAGUCUCAGUAAUCUUGACUAGUGUUAUCUUGAUUCAAUUUUGGUGUUUUUGUUAAAGUAUGCUAAAGAUGGAUAUUUGCACUUUUUAAUGAGAUGCAAUUAAAAAAAUGAAUGGUGAAGGGCAAAAUCUGUAUGUAUUAUUCUAAGCAUUGGUCUAAGAAUUUGGUGUUACAGGAAACAGAAGGAAAAAAACAAACAUUAUAUUUGUUGUAUUCCCAAGGACUUUUUGGGAUGGGGGGAGGGGGAAUCUAUAAUAU